Messenger RNA from Moneuplotes crassus, 762 nucleotides. NCBI's taxonomy places the organism in Eukaryota, Ciliophora, Spirotrichea, Euplotida, Euplotidae. The record is from the annotation of a GenBank genome assembly.
AAGAGUAUCCUUCAUAUGAAGAGAGUAUACAAGCUUACCCUUCUUUACUUGACCAAUAUUGUCUAUGAGACUCUAUCAUCAGAGAAAGAAGCAAUAAUAAUGAUCUUCCACCUUUGAACCAAUUUUGCAUGAGUUUACAGCAAAAAGAAGGAGAGCAGUUUGCAGAGGAAGCUCCUCCUUCACUAGUUAUUCAAACUCCAAGUUUGGUUACUGGUCAAGAUCUAAGAUCUAAACACCAAAUUAACAAUGAAGAAGAUAAACACUCAGAAAAAAUUAUAUCAAGUAAGCUCAGGAUUAUAUCGCUCUAAAUGAAUAGAUCCAGACGGAACUCCCAUGUACUCUAUUAGAAGACUCAAAAGAUUCAUUAGAAAGACUCAAGCAAGGUACAGUUAUACCUGUAUGGUUGGCAGCUGCAGAAGAACUUUCAACAAUCUCAGUGAAAUGCAGCUUCACCAGAGAUCUCAUCAAAAACUGAGGCCAUUUAAGUGCCCUCACUGUCCAAAGCUGUACACUCAGAAAGGCAACAUGGUCAAGCACAGAAGAAGCCAUUUGAUCCCAAAUCUGGAUGAUAGAAGGAGAUUCAUCUGUGAGUUCUGUCACAAAGGAUACACGGAGAAGUACAACUUGAAGGUAAGGUUCUCUUCAGAUAUUUCUAAUUGUGUAGACCCACCAGAAGAAGUUCCACUCGAUGGAGUUUCAGAACAGAUUGAGAACAGUGACCUUCGAGACAUAAUAAUUUGUGUUUUAAAAGUUGACCAAUAG